AUGAGACUACGUAACAACAACAAAAACGAUAAUGACAAUGAUAUCGAUCCAGAAUUUACAGUUGAUGAGGACCCUACUAUUCCCGAAAACAAUAAUGAAAAAGUAGUUCUGCGAGAUGAAAACAACAAGCGACAAUAUGCAAACAUCGAAGAUCUCGUGGAAAUACCCAAUGAUUCAACAAACACGUCAGAGCGAAAUUCACAACAACCGAAUCAACAAGAAUCAUCAUCAAAUCAACAAGAAUCAUCAUCAGAUCAACAAACAUCAUCAUCAAAUCAACAAGCAUCAUCAGAUCAACAAGCAUCAUCAUCAUCAAAUCAACGAGCAUCAUCAUCGAAUCAACAAACAUCAUCAUCAUCAAAUCAACAACCAUUUUCAUUGAAUGUACAACCGCCAUCUACGAUACCGCGUAGAGUUUCGGCAAGGUUUAAUACAUUCAAUAAUCUUCUAUUACUUCUUAUCUAUUCCACAACAGAAGGACGUACUUUUGGUAAAAUUCGUCGUCUACAAAUGGCUCUCAUACCCAUUGUUUUCAAAUUUGGUGUACUCUCUGCCAUGGUGGCCUUCCUAGUAGCGAUCGGCAUGAAAACUCUUUUCUUAGUCAAGGUCUUAGUGGUUAUGAACUUACUGGCACUCUUAGGUAAAUUCUUCACACUUAAAUCACACUUUGGUCAUGUUGAACAUGUUGCUGCUCCUCCUCCACCUACCUGGAAUUGGACUCCUUAUGCUAGCAGUGGUUGGCAAUCAGCUGCUCCCGUAGAACAUCAUAGCAACAAGGAAAUUCACUUACACAUUCAUGGUGGUCAAGGACAACCUCAAGUGAGCGGUUACUCAUAUGGCAGUAGUGCGGCAGCAGCUCCAACUCAUGGUUGGGAAAGACGUAAUGAUCCUUAUAGUGCCUAUGAGACAAUGGCAUUGCAGGGUCAACAAAAUGAAUUGGUGCCCAAUGAAUUGACUAGUUCACCAAAUGAUCAACAGUUUGGAAAUUUCCCCUCCAAUCAUCGAAUGCUUUGAAGACAACAGUAGUAAAUAUGUAGUAAUAUGUAACUAAAGCUUUAGUUUCUAUAAAAAGAACGAAAAGUUAGCUUUGUGUUUUUGUGAAACUAGCUUUGAAAUCUAAACUGGUCUUUAGUUAGUAAUUUAUUGUAAUUAAAUUUAGGAAGUAUAUAAAUAUUUUUAAAAUUUGCUUUAUUUUGUUGUAAUUAGUUUUAGUUUCUAAAAAAUCCUUUGUAAAAAUUAUUAAAAGCGAAGAAAAUUAUUUAUG
This is a messenger RNA of Lucilia cuprina (Australian sheep blowfly), 1264 nucleotides long. RefSeq lists its product as uncharacterized. NCBI's taxonomy places the organism in Eukaryota, Metazoa, Arthropoda, Insecta, Diptera, Calliphoridae. The coding region runs from base 1 to 1014 and encodes 337 amino acids. The transcript is spliced from 3 exons. The record is from RefSeq and is a predicted model, not a curated record.